This is a messenger RNA of Cavenderia fasciculata, 5595 nucleotides long. Its product is annotated as NF-X1-type zinc finger-containing protein. Gene Ontology annotation, molecular function: zinc ion binding; helicase activity; protein binding. NCBI's taxonomy places the organism in Eukaryota, Evosea, Eumycetozoa, Acytosteliales, Cavenderiaceae. The record is from RefSeq and is a predicted model, not a curated record. The transcript has 5 exons. The coding region runs from base 1 to 5595 and encodes 1864 amino acids. Gene Ontology annotation, cellular component: nuclear RNA-directed RNA polymerase complex; nucleus. Gene Ontology annotation, biological process: regulatory ncRNA-mediated heterochromatin formation.
AUGUCACAACAAAACAAUACUCAUUCCCCUCCGAAUAAUAGAUUUAAUAAUAAUAAUAAUAACAAAAAUAGCUUUCCUAACAAGUUAAAUAAUAACAACAACAACAACAACCCAUCAAACAACAAUCAAUAUGUUCAACAAUCACAACAACAACAACCAAUCAUUUUCAACACCAACUCUAUUGAUGUUGAAAAUGACAAUGAAGCAAUGUCUCAUCCAAAAGCAACUUUACUAAGGGAAGGAACAACCUCUAACAAGUUGGCCUUCCCAGGCUCUUUCCAGUCAAAGAGUCCUCAUCAACCAAUCAUCAUCAACAAAGCUAAACUAAAUGAUAUUCAGAUAGAGUUUGGUACAGCUUUGGAUAGUAGUGAUGAUGAUGAUGGCGACAUGAAAAUGUCAUCUUCAUCAUCAUCUUCAUCAACAUCAACAAUAUCAACCACUUUUAACAAUAACAAUAACAAAUACAACAAACAAAAACCAUCUAAACCUCCUUCAUCCUCAUCAUCUUUCAAUAAUAAGCAAUCUUUUAAAAAAGAUGAUAACUUUAAAAGAAAUGAUGGUUACAAACAACAACAACAACAACAACAACAACAACAACAAUCAUCAUAUGUAAAACAACCAUACCAAAAGAAUCCUACAUUCAACAACAACAAACCAUCCUAUGGAAAUAAUAAUAAUAAUAAUAAUAAUAAUGUUAAUCCAAAAGAUUGGAAUACUGAAAAGGUGAUAUCUUGGUUAUCAUCAAUCGGAUUAGAAGAUGCAGUUCCAUUAUUUAGAGAAAAUGAUAUCACGGGACAAUCAUUGUUUGCCAUCAAUCCAUCUUUUUAUGGUGAACUUGGUAUUUCAAAGAUUGGUCCUAAAGCCAUUUUCGAAAAUGAAUUAAACAAGUUGAAAGAAUCAGCUGCAUCUUUUUCAUUAUCAUCAUCAUCAUCCUCCUCUUCUUCUUUCAACAACAACAGAUCACAACAACAUAGACAACCAACAAGAGAUUUAUCAGUUGAUUAUAAACCAUUCCCAAAUACCAAAACAAUGGAUAUCUAUUUGAAAAAUCAAUUGGAUCAAUUGGAUGCCAAGCAAGAUGUAGUAUCUACCUUGAAAUCACCAAUGAAUCAAGCCAAGUUGAAUGAUAUUCUAUCUAGAUUCAAUUUAGAAGAUUCAACAGUUAGUUUUGUGAUCAAGUUAUUUGCCCAUGAAUCAUUACUUGGUAGUCUAUUGGAAGUAGAGGUCAACACCUUAUACCUCAUGCUCAAAGACUCUAAUUUUCUUGGUCAUUUUUCAAACUUGCCAAGUUUUAUUAAAAAAGAUCAAGUUAAAACAAAAUUGUUACUUCAAAAACAACUUUCAACUAUCUUUGUUCAACUUUCUGAAAGAUUUACAACUGGUAUUAAAUCAAUACCAUUAGAAUUAUUUGUUGAUAUUGUAGAUAAUUCAACAUUUUCAAAGAAUGAACAUAUUCAAAAUGCUCUGACUAAAUUGAAACAAAAGAAGAUUAUGAUUAAUGAAAUGGGAAGAUCAAGAGAAUACAACCAACACAAUCACAAUCUUCCACCUCAUUUAGCAAUGGAUCAAUCUGGAAAUCCAAUAAUUGGAUCGUCUUACAAGUAUCAGACACUUCCAAUUAUUCCAUUGUCAAGUGAGAUUUCUCAAUCUAAAAAGCUUCCUGAACAUCUUCAAGCCAUCAAAGUUGGUAAAUACUCUAGUUUGGAGGAAUAUAUCGAUGUUCAAUUCUGUCUCUUGCGUGAAGAUAUGAUUCAUCCAAUGAGAGAAGCUUUGAAUGAUGAAAUUGAUAAUCCAAAACAAAGUAGAUAUCUUUAUAGAAAUGCUAGUUUUAAGUCAUUAUCAUGUACCUAUUCAGCAUUAUCUUUUACAGUAUCAUUUACACCAAAUAGAAAAUUGGUUUGGGAAAAACAAUCAAGAUUAUUAAAGGGAUCUUUGAUUGGAUUCUUUAAUGAAGAUUUUAAGAAUGUUAUUUGGGGUGUCAUUGAAGAUAGACCUAUUGAAGGUUCACUUGCAAAGUUGACAGUAUCAAUUCAAAAUGAUAUGACAGAUGAUAUGAUUCAAUAUUUAUUUGUACAUCAAUUUGAUAUGAUUGAAUCACCAGCUUAUUUUGAAUCUUACAAGAAUGUUUUAAUGUCACUUCAGAGAAUUAAAGAUACUCUUCCAUUUCAAAGAUACCUGCUCAAUUGUGAUACAGAGACACAACCACCAGCUUAUAUUCGUAGAAACCCCAACAUUGACUUUAGUUCAACAUUCCAAGACGUCGAACCUAGAGCUCACCAUAAUGUAACAGUUUCCUUCCCAACCGAACUUGACCAAUUGGAUGAAUAUCAACUCGAAGCCUUCAAACAUUGUCUUCGAUCAGAGAUCUCAUUAAUCCAGGGCCUCCCAGGCAGCGGUAAGACAUUUAUCGGUAGAAAGUUGUUUGAGCUAAUCUACAGACACACUCAAUCCAUCGAUCACGAGAAAAAGGUUCCAAUCCUUCUCGUAUGUUACACCAAUCAUGCUCUUGACCAAUUUUUAAUGGGUAUCUUGGGGGUCACUACCAAUGUCAUUAGAAUUGGUUCAAGAUCAAAGGAAAAGGAUCUAGAACAAUUCAACAUUAGAAACAAAAUCAAAAGAGAUACCUAUCAACUUCAAAGAUUUAAAGAAAGAGAUCAUUUAACCUUUUUAAUGAAAAAUAUUUUAAAUGAUAUUAUAAAACCAUUAAAUGAAGAUGAUAUAAAUGAAAUUGCAUUAUAUGAUCAUAGUGAAACUUUAUAUUAUCAAGGUAAAGAAUCAUGCAAGAAAUGGUUACAAUCGAUAAAGGAAAUCAUUUUUGAAGAAAACAAAAAGGAAUAUAAAAAGACACCAUCUAGAACACCGACUGAAAAGAAAAAGGUUCUUAGAGAUUGGGAUGUAUCAUCGACUAGUGAAGAUGAUGAUGAUAGUGACCAAGAAGAUGAAGAAGUGGUGGAAUCGUUGAUCAAAGAGAGAAAUAUGUUGUCUGCUGACGAUGACGAGGAAGAUGCCAACAAAUUGGAUAUUGAGAAAAUCGAUCUCAGUUAUCCAAUGUGGGUCAUGUCCCAACCAUCAAGUGAUUUUAGGGAACAGGAUAAUAUCAACUCUCUCAAUGUGGAGGAACGCAAGCUACUCUAUCGUCACUGGCAGCAAUGCAAGAUUGCAGUGCCGUUGGCACAGCUCAACGAGCUCAAAGACCGAUACAGUCUACUCACCAAGAUGAUCCUCGAGCAUGAAGACAAGGCAUAUGCCGAUGCAUUGGUCAAGGCUGAUGUGGUGGCUGCUACGACAACUGGUGCAUCCCGUCUUAAAAGAGUGAUGGAUGCUAUCAAGUCAAAGGUUGUCAUUAUCGAAGAAGCUGCCGAAGUACUUGAAUCACAUGUGAUAUCAAUUAUUCCACAAUCGAUUGAACAUCUUAUAAUGAUUGGUGAUCAUGAACAAUUGAAACCAACAAACUCUGUCUAUCAGUUGGCUAAAAAGUAUCAGUUGGAUUUGUCGCUCUUUGAACGUAUCAUUCGUAAUGGAAUGAACUACAAGACACUGUACACACAGAGACGUAUGGUACCAAACAUCUCUCAAAACAUUCUUGCCAUCUAUCCCAAGAUGCAAAACCAUCAUUCGGUCGUUGAAAGAGCCAAGCAACUCGGCAACACAUUGCGUGGUAUGCCGUCCAACAUACACUUUUUGGAUCAUCGAAAUCUCGAGUCAACCAAUGAACAUACUUCAAGUAAAUCAAAUGAAUUUGAAGCAGACUAUGUCAUUGGAUUGGCCGACUAUUUGGUGAAGCAAAAUUACAAGUCAUCAGACAUGGCAAUCUUGACACCCUACACUGGUCAACUACUUAAAAUUAGAGAAAAGAAGAGAUCGUUGGGUAACCCAGACUUGGACAAUCUGACUAUUAGAACCGUCGAUCAGUUCCAGGGUGAAGAGAAGGAUAUUAUUAUUCUUUCAUUGGUUAGAUCCAAUCCUGAAAAGAGUUCGGGUUUCCUUGCCAUUCGUAAUCGUAUCAAUGUCUCUCUUUCUCGUGCUCGUAAUGCACUCUAUAUGGUUGGUAACUCUCAACUAUUGGAAUCUGCCAACGACAUUUGGAGUACUAUUUUUGAAAACCUCAAAGACAAUGAGCAGAAACAAGACCAGUUUGGCAAUCAUCUCCGUCUACGUUGUGAGAAUCAUCAUGACACUGUCACCAUUAUCAAGCAAGGUUCAGACUUUAGAAAUGUACCGUGUGGUGGAUGCUUGCAGAGAUGUGACUAUCGAUUAGAGUGUACUCAUCAAUGCCCAAAGACAUGUCAUUUUGAUGAUCCCAAUCAUACCAUCGUCACAUGCAUCCAAACUUGUGAACGAGUACACCAAAAAUGUGGUCAUCAAUGCACGUUCCACUGCCACAUUAAUGAAUGUUCUCCAUGCACUGUUCAGGUGGACCGUAUACUUGCGUGUGGUCACAAGGUCAGGAUUGCAUGUUCUGUACCUGUAUCAUCGUACAUUUGUCAGGAACCGUGUCGAAAGAUGCGUCCAGACUGCGGACACGCAUGUACUGAUGUAUGUGGUAGAUCGUGUUUGGAGAAACGUUGCAAUGUCGAGGUGACACGAACCUAUCCUUGUGGACAUGACCACAAAAAGCCGUGUCAGAACAAAUCGACCGUUUGCAAGACCAAAUGCAAAACCAUCCUCGAUUGUGGACACACCUGUGGUCAGGCUUGCAACAACCAUGUCGAUGGGAAGCACCCAGUAUGCACAAAGUCUUGUGACAGAAUUCUAGUGUGUACUCACAAAUGCGAUCCACCCCAUCCGUGUAACCAAACGUGCAAACCAUGUGCCAAGAAGUGUUCCAACAAGUGCCCGCACUCGAAAUGCUCAAGACAAUGCUUUGCAGAGUGCAUCAAGUGCUCUGAAAAGUGCAAGCUUGUAGCAUGUGAGCAUCAAGCAGGAUGCACUAAAAAGUGUUCUGAAGUGUGUGACGCCAAACCAUGUGAAGUGCGUUGCACCAAACUAUUAAAGUGUAGACAUCAAUGUAUUGGAAUAUGUGGUAUGAAGUGUCCUACUCUUUGCAAGGUUUGUAGUCCUGACCACAAGGAUUCGAUCACUCUAAUGACUCUAUCCGAGUUUGAUGAUACCGAUACAUUUAUACAACUCGAUUGCAACCAUACAUUCCACACCGAGUCGCUUGAUCAGCACUUAAACUCGGUCAGCGAUGAUGGAGCCGUCACUCUCAAGAGAUGUCCUGAAUGCAACUUUGUCAUUUACUCGAGUAUCGUAAGAUACAAGGAUCUGUUGAACAAGCAAUGGGCCAAGAUUGAAAAGAUCAAGGAAAAACUUCGAAAUUAUAUCAGUCAAGAGGAAAUCGAUCGAGUAGUCAACCACACCGAAGGAUUCACAGCCGGACAUUGGUUCGAGUGUCCAAAAGGACAUCUCUAUUACAUUGGAGAGUGUGGUGGUGCCAUGGAAGUAUCCAAAUGCAAUGAAUGUGGUUCUGCCAUUGGAGGUACAAAUCACGCUCUCCUCUCUACCAACACACAUUCCAAUAUUGAUGGAUCACAAGGUCCCCAAUACAGAGCUGAUCAUGUCCCACCUGAAUUUAGAAAUGUUCAAUUCCAUUAA